This is a messenger RNA of Adineta steineri, 304 nucleotides long. NCBI's taxonomy places the organism in Eukaryota, Metazoa, Rotifera, Eurotatoria, Adinetida, Adinetidae. The record is from the annotation of a GenBank genome assembly.
AUUUGUUGGUGAAGCAACUGCUUUUUCAUGUCAAGUUGGUGCAUGUAGUAUAGCUUGUAAUAACCGAUAUCCAUAUAUAUGUGUAAAUAAUCAGUAUGGUCAAACUCAAGGUGUUUGCCUAGGAGUAUCUACUCCAACACCGACUUUACCAGGUGGAUCGACACGAUGUGGAUGUUCUUGUAAUACAUUAAGUGGAUUUCAUUCUUAUGAAAUGGUUACUGCAAAUGGUUGUUCAUCAUGUCUUGCUGCUUGUCAAUCUAUUCAACUUCAAUGUUAUAAUCAUCAAAAUACUUUUUGUAUUUAA